UUUGUUUAUGUCUAAGGGGACAAAGGUCAUCUAUAGCUCAGGGGAAGCAAUGCCGGUAGCCGGGACGCCGCCGACGACCAAGUGCGCAGGCGCAGAAAGUGGAAACAAUGCAGCAUGGACGAGGGGGCUGAGGACUAAAAUGUGAUUAUGGAUUAAUUUAUUGAUCGUUCUUGAUCAUCAGACGAGCGAUAAACAAACGAAAUGGACGUCGUGAAGGAACGUCUGGCUCAAUUCUCCCUAGAGGCUCACGAUUUGUAUCUGAGCCAAUCGGUGCCUUACGUGGACGGCCCACCCGACCCGCUGCAAUUCUACCGCGACUGGAUUGGUCCCAACAGGCCGUGCAUCGUACGAAACGCCUUCAACCAUUGGCCGGCUCUGUCCGGGUGGACGCCGACGUACCUCAGGGAGAAGGUGGGCUCCAAGGUCAUCAGCGUGGCGGUGACCCCCGACGGUUAUGCCGACGCCGUCAAAGACGACCGAUUUGUGACGCCCGAAGAACGACGCAUGAGCUUUUCCUCCGUGCUCGACAUCAUCCAAGGAAAGGUGAAGAAGCGCGGCGGCGGCGGCGUGUUCUACGUUCAGAAGCAGUGCUCCAACCUGCCGGACGAACUCCCCGAGCUGACGGCCGACGUGGACGCGCACGUCGACUGGAUGAGCACGGCGCUGGGAAAGUUACCCGACGCCGUCAACUUCUGGCUCGGUGAAGCCGACGCGGUCACUUCCUUACACAAAGAUCCUUACGAGAACCUUUACUGCGUCAUCUCUGGACAGAAAGACUUCAUCCUGCUGCCGCCUACUGACAGACCGUUCAUCCCUUACGGACUGUACCAGCCUGCAGUUUACCGUCAGAAGGACGACGGUGACUUCGAGGUGGUGGACCAGCGUGACCGUGAGAAGGUGCCGUGGAUCCCCGUGGACCCCCUGGAUCCGGACCUGGAGCGCUACCCCGCGUACCGGCGAGCGCGUCCGCUGCGCUGCAGCGUGAGGGCGGGAGAGAUGCUCUACCUUCCGUCGUUGUGGUUCCACCACGUGCGACAGUCGCACGGCUGCAUCGCAGUGAACUUUUGGUACGACAUGGACUUCGACAUCAAGUACAACUACUUCACGCUUGUGGAUGACCUCACGGCCUUCACCGGGCAACACUGAGCUGAGCGCCAGGUUGCAGUGCACCGAUGAGCCACACGAGGGCACUGCAGGAAUUCACAGGAAACAUUUGCGUCAAGCGGCAUUUUCUAGAACAGCCGGUCCCCAAUCCGGCACUUUCAUCCUCCUGCGGUGGCGCUCUGCGCCUUUUGAGAAAAAAUAAUCAGCACGUGAUUGAAAUUGUUGUUAUUUUAGUUUGUUUGUUUUUCAAAUGUAAUUCUAAAUUUGAACAUCACUGUCAUCUUGCAACAAUAUUUUUUUUGUCACUCAAAAUAUGCGUCACAAGCAUCAAUGUGCGACACCUGGUGCCGAGAUUCAUCGAGCUAUUCGACCACUGGUAGGCAAACCAUCGGUGGAUAAAUCCCAAAAAGAAAUAUUCUGAAGUGUAAUGCGUAAUACUUUAUUAAAAACAAACAUUUCAAUUGGUUAUUUAUUUAUUUAUUUAGUGUGUGAGAAAAUAGUCCAACAGUUUAAGGACAAUGUUCCUCAACGUACAAUUGCAAGGAAUUGAGGGAUUUCAUCCUCUACGGUCCACAAUAUCAUCAAAAGGUUCAGAGAAUCUGGAGAAAUCACCGCAUGUAAGCGGCGAGGCCGAAAACCGACAUUGAAUGGCCGUGACCUUCGACCCCUCGGGCGGCGCUGCAUCAAAAACCGACAUCGAUGUGUAAAGGAUAUCAACGCGUGGGCUCAGGAACACUUCAGAAAACCAAUGUCAGUAAAUACACUUCGGCGCUACAUCCGGAAGUGCAACUUGAAACUUUACGAGGCAAAGCAAAAGCCGUUUAUCAACAACACCCAAAAACGUCGCCGGCUUAUCUGGGCCCGAGCUCAUCUAAGAUGGACCGACGCAAAGCGAAAAAGUGUUCUGCGGUCCGACGAGUCCGCAUUUCAAAUUGUUUUUGGAAAUUGUGGACGUCGUGUCCUCCGGGCCAAAGGAAAAGAACCAUCCGGACUGUUAUGGACGCAAAGUUCAAAAGUCAGCAUCUGUGAUGGUAUGAGGCUGUGUUAGUGCCAAUGGCAUGGAUAAUUUACACAUCUGUGAAGGCACCAUUCAUGCUGAAAGGUACAUACAGGUUUUGGACAAAUAUAUGCUGCCAUCCAAGCGACGUCUCUUUCACGGACGCCCCUGCUUAUUUCAGCAAGGACUCCGGACUGUUGAACAGCUGAAGCUGUACAUUGAGCAAGAAUGGGAAAGAAUUCCACCUACAAAGCUUCAACAAUUAAUGUCCUCGGUUCCCAAACGUUGAUUGACUGUUGUUCAAAGAAAAGGUGAUGUAACACAGCGGUAAACAUGAGCCUGUCCCAGCUUUUUUGGAACAUGUUGCAGCCAUAAAAUUAUAAGUUCAUGAUUAGUUGCUAAAAACAAUCAUCAGUUUGAACAUUAAAUAUCUUUUCUUUGCAGUGUAUUCAAUUAAAUACAGGUUGAACAUGA
Messenger RNA from Phycodurus eques (leafy seadragon), 2575 nucleotides. It is a transcript of the gene jmjd7, whose product is annotated as jumonji domain containing 7. The record is from RefSeq and is a predicted model, not a curated record. The transcript has 10 exons. NCBI's taxonomy places the organism in Eukaryota, Metazoa, Chordata, Actinopteri, Syngnathiformes, Syngnathidae. The coding region runs from base 202 to 1146 and encodes 314 amino acids. Gene Ontology annotation, molecular function: 2-oxoglutarate-dependent dioxygenase activity.